Messenger RNA from Coregonus sp. 'balchen', 1644 nucleotides. NCBI's taxonomy places the organism in Eukaryota, Metazoa, Chordata, Actinopteri, Salmoniformes, Salmonidae. The record is from the annotation of a GenBank genome assembly.
GUCAUGUGAUGACAGCCAGCCAGGAAGAGAGGUGACAUGGCAGUAAGUCCUGGACUUUGGGCUUUCAGCUACACCUCUGGUUUCCACUAUAUAUACAGCACGGCACUGGCCUGAGAGACACACAGACAGACUGAAUACACAGAGAUACACCAGGAAAAAAACAGGUGAGGCCAAUGCUGAGAUUCAAAACAAGGUGUUGAGAAACUAUGAUUUUAGGGUUCUAAGAUUCAAAUGUAAUUGAAGUGUAAUUGAUCAAUGAUGUUUCUGUUUCAGUGAGAAACGCAAAUAUGAAGGUGUUCAUGGUGCUUGCAAUUGCUGUACUCUCUGGUAAGUAACAUCUAAUGUUACCACAACCAUAACUACUCUCAAUUUUUUAUUUAUUGAAACCUUUGAAUGCAACAAGAUUAUUUGAAUUAUUAUUAUUUUAAACUUGGCCUACUUCAAGCUCCUUUAACAGUGUAAGGUCAUAAAGUAGGUCAGGUUAAACUUGCGUUUUCACAGGAACUAACUCUACUUCCACACCCCAAAAGGUUGCCAUGCUAACCUAUUCUACGCUGAUGAGCCCAAGCCACAGCUGGAGCAGCUGACAGAUGCCUUCUGGGACUAUGUCGCCAAGGCAACAAAAACUGCCGACGACACCGUCCAGAUGAUCAGGAAGUCUCAGCUGGGACAGGAUGUCAAGUAAGUAAUGUGACCUGUGAUGUAGUUGUCAUAACAUGUGUGUAAUGUCUGUAGUGGAAGCCCUCAGAGUACUAGAAUCCUGACUUGACCAGACCCCUCUCCUCUCCUGCAGUGACCGAAUCACAGAGAGCGCUGAUGUGGCCAGCCAAUACGCUGUCUCCCUUCAGGAGCAGCUUCCUCCUGCAGCCAAGGACCUGAUGACCAAGAUUACCCAGGAAGCCGAGGUGCUGAGAGAGCGUCUGGAGCAGGACCUGGGCAGCAUCAAGGGAAACCUGGAACCCUACGCAGAGGAGAUCAAGACACAAGUCCAGCAGAGAGUGGAGCAGCUGAAACAGGAUCUGGCCCCCUAUGCAGAGUCCCUGGACUCCGAGGCCCUGAGGGCCACCCUGCUCCAGAAGAGUGAGGAGCUGAAGGGGAGUCUGGAGCAGAGUGUGAAGGAGCUGCAGUCCAAGCUGGGUCCCUACACUGAUGAGCUGAAGCAGAAAGUGGACCUGCGCCUGCAGGACUUCCAAAAGAGUAUGGCCCCCCUGGCUGAGAAUCUCCAGAGCCAGCUGACCACCAGAGCUCAGAUGGUGCAGCAGAGUCUAGUCCCCUACGCUGAGGACCUGAAGGACAAGCUGGACCCCUACGCCCAGGACCUGAAGGCCCAGCUCACCGCACUCUACCAGGCCUUCACCAACACCAACUAAUUGGCCCAAACCAACACCACUCCUUGAUCCUCUGAAACAUUUUGAGUGAUUCUCUCAUACCCUGAACUGCACUGUAAAACAUGGAAAUAAAACUGGGCAUAUGCCCAGAAGAUCCUAUUUAUUAUUAUUUAGUGCAGGGUGAGAAAUGUAAACCAAACCUUCACACUCAAAUAUUUAUGUGUUUGUUUUUACCUUGUUAAAUGUUGAAUAAUGUCAACUUUUAUAAUUGCAUAAAUGUUUUAAGAAAAAUAAAGCUAUUGCAAUUAUGAACAAA